AAAUUGGUUCAAAAAUAUUGCAGGGAAAAUUUAACCUGGCGAGACAUACCCCGAUUGAAAGUGCGAGUCAAUGGGUGCAGGUUCAAGUCGAAGGAAGUUUGAAUCCCUCACAUCCCUCUCCAAAGAGGAGAAAGAGGGGUUACAGCAUCUUUUCAGUAAUAUUUCUUCGGGGAACCAUGAAACGAAUGCUGGCCACAUGGAGGCAUAUAUCAAGAAAUGGACAACGGAGUAUAUGUCAAGAGUGUUGCUGAAGAGCAUGCUUGCAAUAGAGGGGAAACAGGGACAAGUAUCCUUGAUAACAUUUGCAGAACUAGCAUCAUUGGUACUGAAGAUGUCUGUGGACAAUGAAACUGAUUUCAUUCUCAAGAGCAUUGGUGAUCCCCCACAGAGUCAGCAUUUGAAGGAGUAUGUGAAGAAUAUGUUUCAGUCGUAUGCAAAGUGUGCAGCAGACUCAGCAGAAUUGUCAAAGUGGUCAUUUCAGUCUGAAGAGGCAGAGGCUGAACGCUUUGCUGAAUAUAUUUUGCAAGACCUAGUGUUUGAAAAGAUGUCUUUGAAAGCAUGUUUUGAUGAAGAAUUUCCUCUGCGAGAGAUCACCCGGGACAAAUUGGAAAGGUGGUACCUGGAAAGCCAACUUUUUCCAAAGUUACAACAGACUGUGUUCUCUCGUGUAUUUCUUGGCAAAUCACAGCCGUCUAUGGUUCCACUACCAGUGCAGGCUGAUUCAGUGAGGGCUGCAUCAAUCUUGAAGCUAGCAGAUGUUCUCACUUUGAAUAGUGGUAUUCCAGUGGAGUACAGAAAGAAAUGGAGGCUGCUCUUCUCAACAAGGCUUCAUGGAGAAAGCUUCUCAACUCUUUUGGGCAAGAUUAUGAGGAAGGGAGCUACAUUGCUAAUCAUCAGAGAUAAGACUGCUUGUGUUUUUGGAGGAUAUGCACCUAUUAGUUGGUCAUGUGGACCAAAGUAUUUUGAUUGCUACCAUCCUAAUCCUUGGGAUGGCAGCACUGGAUAUAAUUCCAACUAUCUUUAUUUGAACACCAACCAGAAAACAAUGCCCAAUGGUUUGGGAUUUGGAGGACGGUUGGAAUAUUUUGGACUAUGGCUUGAUAGUGAAUUUGGAACAGGAAGAGCUAAUGCUUCAUGCACUACAUACCACAGUCCCCAGUUAUGCAAGAGUCAAGAAUUUUACAUUGACCACAUGGAGGUCUGGGGAGUAGGGGAGGAGCCUGAGGUUGAUGAGACUGAACGAGCUAGUGUGCUGGAUGUGGAUCCAGAAGCCAAAGCCUUGUUGGAAAUGGCAGGGAGAAGAAUGGCAAGUGAUGGAAUCCGAGAGAGUGAUGCCAAAGACAAAUAACCUAUGAAUACAGUUUUUUCUUCAUUUGUCAUUCCUUACACCAGUGAUGAGAGGUGAAAUUCCAAAUUGAAUGUCCUGUGAU
Molecule: messenger RNA, 1430 nt
Organism: Darwinula stevensoni
Lineage: Eukaryota; Metazoa; Arthropoda; Ostracoda; Podocopida; Darwinulidae
Source: the annotation of a GenBank genome assembly